Molecule: messenger RNA, 946 nt
Organism: Lobosporangium transversale
Lineage: Eukaryota; Fungi; Mortierellomycota; Mortierellomycetes; Mortierellales; Mortierellaceae
Product: anticodon-binding protein
Exons: 5
Coding region: 29-928 (299 amino acids)
Biological process (GO): maturation of LSU-rRNA; maturation of 5.8S rRNA
Cellular component (GO): preribosome, large subunit precursor; nucleolus
Molecular function (GO): rRNA primary transcript binding
Source: RefSeq, a predicted model, not a curated record
CUCUUGUUCAUCCCUCACAUUGCGCGCCAUGGUCGAAAUCAAUACUAUCAAGAACAAGCUCAAAAGAGAAGAGCUCUAUCAAAAGCAGAAAUCCGCUAAGGCUAAGGAGAAGAGAGACCGUCGUACAGCACUUCAGAAAGAGGAGGCAUCAAAUCCAGAGAAAAAGGAGAAACGGCUGGUGGAGAAUGUCCCAAAUACAUUGGAGAAUACCCGAGAAUUUGAUGAGACCAUUGUCGGAGAUGAUGAGGAAGUGGCUGCUGAUGAGGCAACAGAUGAAUUUUCACAAUACUUCCAGAGCGGGGUCGCUCCCAAAAUCCUGAUCACCACUAGUAAAGGACCGAGUUCUGCUGUCUAUGAAUUUGCGACCGAACUCGUUGACAUCUUCCCUAAUAGCCACUUCGUAAAACGCAAACCACAAUUUGAGAUGAGACACAUUGUUGAGUUUUCAAAGAAUCGGGAUUUUACGGAUAUUAUGGUCAUUAAUGAGGACAGGAAAGAGCCUAAUGCUCUUACAUUGAUUCACUUACCUAAUGGACCAACCGCGCACUUCAAGUUGAGCUCCAUUUCCCUUAGCAAGGAAAUUGAAGGUCAUGGACGUACAUCCUCGCAUAAACCAGAGUUGAUCCUCAAUAAUUUCAAUACACGUCUAGGUCACACUAUUGGAAGAAUGUUUACAGCUCUUUUCCCCCAUGUACCGGAGUUCCAAGGUCGACAAGUCGCUACUCUUCAUAAUCAGCGCGAUUUCAUUUUCUUCAGGAGACAUCGCUAUAUGUUCAAGAACGCCAAGCGUGUUAAUCUUCAGGAACUCGGCCCUCGGUUUACGCUGAAGUUAAAGUGGUUGCAGAAGGGUACAUUUGACCGAAAGGGCGAAUAUGAAUGGAUGUUCAAACCCGAGAUGGAGACGAGUCGCCGCCGGUUCUUCUUGUGAUCAAGACAGGAACCAUAC